AUGCAUAAGUUUAUAAACUCAGGUGGAGGAGCAGUCUAGUCUCCAACUGGCCAGAUCAGCAUUAAUAAGGGAACUUCUUGGAUCUCUAGCAAGAUCCCAAUGGUAAUUUUCAAAUAACUCAUAUUCUAGAGAGUGGAGAUACUAAAGACUGCUGCCUUCUCAUAACAUUCAGCAACAGCAUGUUAAGUUCUAACCGUUAAAGUAAUUUCAAAGUAUUCAGCCAAGUCAAGAAUCUCCCUAGAUAUAGCCCUAGCAAACUAUUUUACUAGCAGGGAAAUCUACUUAAUAGAGUUCAAUCACUAGCUUUACCAACAACAAAAAGCAGAUGCUUCAAUCUUCAAUCCAAAAUAACCAAACAUCAGCUUAAAAUAUAAGCACAAAUUUGACCAAUUAGCAGUUCAUUUCUUCCUUCAGUCAAGUACUAAGCAAUAGCAUGCCUUUAAUACUAAAGAAGGGUUAAUGAAAUACCAAGAUUAGCAACUUCAAUUACAGCAAUAAUCUCAACUUUAAUUGCAAAAGUAGCAGCAGUAAUCUCAUCAAUUUUAAUUAGAGACAGAUCAGACUUAACAACAUUUUGGCUAGGCAUCCUCACAAUAGUUUGUUGACUGGAGCAAUAUAUUCAACACUCAUGAGUCAUAUGUUAUAAUUACAAAGCCAGAGGAAGUCCAAGCAAUUUCUUAAGCCAUUCUGAAAACGAAACCAGAUCCAAUACUUGGAGUUGAUUGUGAAGGCUUAGCUAAAGGCAGACCUCUCUCUCUUUUAUAGAUGUACUUUGCCGGGAAGUGUUAUCUUUUUGAUCUGUUAGCAGUAAAUCCUUUCGUCUAUGGCUUGAAGGAAGUGAUGGAGUCAAAAACUAUCAUGAAAAUAUUCCAUGAUUUUUGUGAGGACCAAUCUGCACUCAUAAACCAAUACAACUUGGUCUGCUACUAUGUAUUCGAUACUCAGAUUGCUCAUAGAGUAAUACAGUAGGCGAUUGUGAAGACACCAAAGUUACUUAACUAUAAGGAUAAUAAUAUUUCAUUAGCUGAUCUUCUUAAGAUGUAUAUUGAUGUUGUGCAUACUAAAAAGCAUGAAAUAAGUGCAAAAAUGAAAAAUGAUGAUGGGUUCUGGGAAAGAAGACCACUAACAUAGGAUAUGAUAGAUUACGCUACUCAAGAUGUGUGUUACUUGCCAAUGGUUUAUCAGAAAUUGUUUAAGGAGUAUGGCUAGUUAAAAUUGAUUCAUUAAUUCUAUCAAAAUGGGCAGUAAUACUAUGAAGAGAUGACAGUUUUUUCCAAAAUAAUGCGAGAUACUGGAAGUUGUGCAAAAUACGCUUUCAUUAACAGACACAUAUAAGACAUUUCUUAGUUAACUGAUGGCUCAGUAAUCUAAGCAUUUAUUAAGAACUACCAGGAGUAUGGAGUAUAUUGUUCUCUUAAUGUCGGAGUAUCUGGUAUAGUUUAAGAAGACUAGAGUGUCAAGCAACUAAGAUAGUAUUUUGAUAUUGGAGACAUUAUUCAAGUCUAAGUAGAGGGAUAAAGAAGGUCUGGCCACCUGAAGUUGAGAUUUUAGGGUCCAUAAAAUCCAUCGAUGUUCAUGCCUCCUCAGGUAAAUUAAAACUUUUCACCAGUAAAGGCAUUCAAACCCUAUAAUGUAAAACCAACAGACUACUCUUAUGGUCCAAUUAAUCACAGCCAGCAACCAGUUCCGAUCAAUUAAAACCAAAUGAACCACUUCCACAGAAUACAAAGUGCUCCUUUUCAUCCAUCUACUCAUCAGCCAAGCUCUUAAUCUCUAAAUAUACAAAGUCCUCUAUACUUUUAUCAACAGAACACUCAAAUGUACGGAAACAAGAAGAGCCAGAAAAGUAUGAAUGUCUAGUCUCCUGAAUUCGUUCCAAAUUCAAGUUUUAGCUCUUCAAAUGGUGGGGAUAGUACUCUAAAUAAUACUUUUAAUUCUGAGUGGACUGGCAGUAUGCACUAAGGCAACAGUAAUUUAAACAAGACUGUCAAUCAUGACAUUCAAGAAAGUCCUUUCAACUUUGGUUAUCCCACUCCACAAGAUGGAUAAAAGCCACAACAGAAUAUGAUAAUUAACAACUCUACUAAUUCACUAAAUGCUAACAAUAAACAAAACCAAAAGACACUCAAUCCUGAGAAAAAGGUUAGCAAUUAAUCGACAUUUGCUAAGUAAAGUCCUUAAGGAAUGAAUGAUUAAAUGGGAAACUUAAGCCAGCAUGAGGAAUUCAAGAGAAGUAGCUCAUUUAUCAAUAAUAACAGCAACAACGGAAGCAACAGUCAGAGGUACUUCCAAAUGAAGCCUCAAUAAGACAAUGAAUUUAUGUACAAGCCAGGAAGAAUGUAGACUGCUAGAGAUGAGCUUUAAAACUAGCAAUUCAACUACACCCAAGGUUCUCAAGGGGGACAAGUAAAAGGCUCAAGAUCUACUCCAUAGAAAUAAUAAAUUCAAAAAAGCACUUCAUCAGUUUUGAAUACUUAAUCAAAUCAAUCAGAUAAGCAGGAAAUUAUGAGCUUACUGAAUGAUACUAUUGCCAAACUUAACAUCAACCAGUCAUAAACUCAAAUGAAACUUGUCGUUUAAUAAAAUAUCUAGCAGCAGAAUAGCACCAAUCAAUUCCAAUAGUCACAAGUUUCUUAAAAUUCUUAAUAGUCACAGCCAUCAAAGACAGGUUUCAACUAAGGAUAGACUAUUAGCAGACAUCCUGGUAGCACCAAUUAUUGA
Molecule: messenger RNA, 2721 nt
Organism: Stylonychia lemnae
Lineage: Eukaryota; Ciliophora; Spirotrichea; Sporadotrichida; Oxytrichidae
Source: the annotation of a GenBank genome assembly